CGUAUUUAGCUCAUAAUUAUAGCUUUGUUUCGAGUUUGAGGCACUUUAACUGUGCCAUUUUUAUUUUCUUUGGCGAAAUAGCUUUGAAAAUAUUAUAUAUGGUGAUACUCUUUCUGUAAUUCUUUUUUUUUAAAUUUAUUUAUUCACUUCUAGGUUCAUGGAUUCAUCUAAUGUUAAACAUCCACAAUAUGCAUAUUUACCAUUUGGCGAGGGACCGAGGAACUGUUUGGGAAUGAGAUUUGCUUUGCUGGAGAUCAAGUUAUGUAUGGCUAACAUAUUGCAUCAUUACAGAUUUAAAACUCAUUCAACAACAAAAGUGUCUUUGGAAUACAAGAAAUAUUCUGCGUUCCUCAGUGUUACCGAACUACCUUUGGCUUUAGAGAAAAUUAAUCCAAGUGCGGAUUCAACAUCGUAAAAUUGAGAUUGCACAUUGGUUUUUAUUUUCACCCGUGAGAAGAUGGCAUAUUCAAGCAAAUUGAAAAAUAUCAACAUGCAUACUUCUUUUUGUAAAUAUGAAUGUAAUCUUCAGUAUUAAAACUAUUUUGUGUAUAAAGGAUGGUUUAUGAAAUAAAAAUAAACAGAACAGAGGAAAAAAAAUUGGAUUUAUUUCGUGUA
Messenger RNA from Parasteatoda tepidariorum (common house spider), 615 nucleotides. Its product is annotated as cytochrome P450 3A9. The record is from RefSeq and is a predicted model, not a curated record. Gene Ontology annotation, molecular function: monooxygenase activity; heme binding; oxidoreductase activity, acting on paired donors, with incorporation or reduction of molecular oxygen. NCBI's taxonomy places the organism in Eukaryota, Metazoa, Arthropoda, Arachnida, Araneae, Theridiidae.